UUUAGGUAAUGCCAUGUACUCCAACUAGUACAUUGUUGGGCAAAGCUAAUGACAUUUUUUGGCUCCAAAAACUACCACUUGAAAUCUAGCAAACUCAUUCUUCAUCUCUUAGAUCAUCAUCAAUGGCUUACCAUCCCACAACUAAAGCAAAUUCAAUCCCACCUCAUCGUUUCCGGCACCAUUUCCGAUUCUUACGCUGCUGGAAAACUCGUUUUCGCCUUUGCUAACCACCCAACUCAUCUUUCUAACGCUUAUCAACUCCUCAUUCGCUCACCUAAUCGAUCCAGUUACAUGUGGAACACUUUAAUCAAGUUUUUUAUUGAUAAUAAUGAACCCACCCAAGCAAUUUCUCUUUAUAAGAACAUGUUUGCAUAUGGGUCUUAUCCCAAUAAUUAUACUUUCUCAUUUGUUAUUAGAGCUUGUAAUAAUCUUUGUGAUUUGUCUGUAGGGUUAAUGCUUCAUGCUCAGGCUAUCAGAUUGGGUUGGGAAUCUUAUGAUUUUGUGCAAAAUGGGUUGAUCCAUUUGUAUUCUAUAUGUGAUUCUGUUGAUUUAGCUGGUAAGUUGUUUGGUGUGAGUGUAAGUAAGGAUGUGGUUACAUGGACUGCAGUGAUUAAUGGGUAUGUUAAAGCUGGCCGGAUUAUAGAUGCUAGAGAACUGUUUGAUAAAAUGCCUGAGAGAAAUGUGGUUUCUUGGAGUGCUAUGAUUACUGGGUAUGCCCAAAUGGGAUUGUUUAAAGAGGCUUUAGAACUCUUUAAUGAUAUGCAAAAGUCCGGUUUUCGACCAAAUCAUUCGUCUCUAGUGGGGGCAUUGACAGCUUGUGCAGCUCUUGGAGCUCUUGAUCAAGGAAGGUGGAUACAUGCAUUUGUGGAUAGAAAUAGGAUGGAAUUGGAUGUCAAAUUAGCCACGGCUCUUGUCAAUAUGUAUGCAAAAUGUGGGUGUAUCGAAAUGGCAAAUCGUGUGUUUGAAAAUAUGCCUUCUAGGGAUGUGUUUGCAUUCACUUCUUUGAUAUCUGCACUUUCAAAUCAUGGGCAGAGUGAGAGGGCAAUUGAGUUGUUCAAAAGGAUGCAAUUUGAAGAGGUUACUCCAAAUGAAGUCACUUUUGUCUGCGUGUUGGCUGCAUGUAGUAGAAUGGGUUUGAUCGAUGAGGGGUUGCGAGUAUUUGAAAGCAUGAAAAACUGGUAUGGAAUCGAUCCGGGAAUCGAGCAUUAUGGUUGCUUAGUUGACCUAUUAGCAAGAUCAGGCAUGCUGCAAGAGGCAGAACAGCUAGUUAGAAAGAUGUCAAUGGUGCCCGAUUCUUAUGUGUUGGGUGCAAUACUCAAUGCUUGUCGACUUUAUGGCAAUGUCGAGCUAGGGGAAGACAUUGUCCAACAAUUGAGUGAUCGAGGUCUUGAUUAUAGUGGAGUACACACACUGCUUUCGAAUAUUUAUGCAUCGGCAAAGAAGUGGGAUGGAGUUACGCACGUAAGGGAGCAAAUGCACGAGAACAUGGUCAGGAAAGUGCCCGGAUGCAGUUUGAUUGAAGUCGAUGGUGUUGUUUCUGAAUUCAGAGCUGGGAAAAGGAGUCGCAAGCAGAUGGAAGACAUUAUAUCAACUUUGCUUCAUAUGGACAAACACUUUCGGUCUUUCCAGCUAGAUCAUAGUAUUGUUCUCGGUUGAAUCCUAGAAGUAUAUCGGUUCCACCCUUGUCAACAAUAUAUCGCAGAAAUGAGAUAUUACAAGCCACAGCAGACCUGUAGUUUCAACUAAACAUGAAAUCGGGAGAUUUAGCCACCGAUGAUUCUCCGAAGUCUUAUGGGAUGUUUCAUCCCUGUUUUUGUUUUUCGUGUCGUUUAGAAGUACUUGAUACGUAAUAGUCGUCAUGCUAAUAUCGAUAUGUACUUUUGAAAGGGAAGUGAAGAGUUACUCAAAGACGAUUGAAAUACUUUUACUAAAUAGCAAACAGAGUUUAGUAUAUAUCAACUCAUUCGAACUGCUCCUUAUGCCAAAAUUUCUGAUUGUGCAAUUCAUUGAUAAUCUGUUUUAAGUAUGGUAUAGGAGUGCCAUGCAACCGCUCU
Amaranthus tricolor (Joseph's coat) is the source of this 2054-nucleotide messenger RNA. RefSeq names its product putative pentatricopeptide repeat-containing protein At5g40405. Gene Ontology annotation, biological process: RNA modification. Lineage: Eukaryota; Viridiplantae; Streptophyta; Magnoliopsida; Caryophyllales; Amaranthaceae. The coding region runs from base 49 to 1656 and encodes 535 amino acids. The transcript has a single exon. Gene Ontology annotation, molecular function: RNA binding; protein binding. The record is from RefSeq and is a predicted model, not a curated record.